Equus quagga is the source of this 1899-nucleotide messenger RNA. RefSeq names its product sodium/glucose cotransporter 1-like. The transcript is spliced from 13 exons. The coding region runs from base 16 to 1899 and encodes 627 amino acids. Gene Ontology annotation, biological process: sodium ion transport; transmembrane transport. Lineage: Eukaryota; Metazoa; Chordata; Mammalia; Perissodactyla; Equidae. Gene Ontology annotation, molecular function: D-glucose:sodium symporter activity. The record is from RefSeq and is a predicted model, not a curated record. Gene Ontology annotation, cellular component: plasma membrane.
CUUUUUGCCGCAAAUAUGGGCAGUGGCCGCUUAAUGAGCCUGGCUAGGAAAGGAGCUAUGUCGGGGAUUGCUGUUGGGGCCUUUGAGUGGAAUGCUCCACUUUUUCUCUGUGUUCUUGGUUGGAUAUUUUCUCCUAUUUACAUUAAAGCUGGGGUGGUAACAAUGCCAGAAUAUCUGAGGAAGAGGUUUGGUGGCUACCGGAUCCAGUUCCUGCUUGCUAUUCUGUCCUUAUUCCUCUAUAUCUUUGGUGAUAUCUUGGUGGAGAUAUGCACUGGUGCCAUGUUCAUGAAGCUGAUUUGGGGGUUUGAUGUUUACCUGGUCACCACAGUCUUGCUGACAAUUACUAGCAUUUAUACCAUCACAGGUGGUUUUGCAGCUGUAGUUUACACUGAUACCUUACACGCUGUCAUUAUAGUCCUGGGAUCAGUCUUGUUAAUGGGCUUUGCUUUUAAGGAAGUAGGAGGAUACCAGGAGCUACUGCAUAAGUACUUAGAUGCGAAGCCAAGGAUCACCCAGGAAGGAAACUGGACUGCCAAUCCGGAAUGCUACAUCCCUCGCCUGGAUUCUUUCCAUAUCUUCCGAGAUCCCAUCACUGGAGAUCUCCCCUGGCCUGGAAUCGUCUUUGGUGUCUCCAUCCUCUCCUUGUCCUACUGGUGCACCAAUCAGAUUUUUGUCCAGCGGUGCCUAGCAGGAAAGAACAUGUCUCAUGUGAAAGGUGGCUGCCUCUUUUGUGGGUACCUGAAGUUGCUGCCCAUGUUCAGCAUAGUGAUGCCGGGAAUGAUCAGCCGCAUCUUGUACCCAGAUCAAGUGGCAUGUGUUGUACCUUCAGAAUGUAAGAAGCACUGUGGCACCAGAACUGACUGUAGCCCCAUCGCCUACCCAGUGCUGGUGGUAGAGCUGCUGCCCGAUGGUGUACGCGGCUUGAUGCUGUCCGCAAUAUCGGCCUCUCUCAUGUCCUCCUUGACCUCUAUUUUCAACUCUGCCAACACCCUGUUCACCAUGGACAUCUAUACCCGAAUACGGCCCAUGGCCACUGAAAAGGAGCUCAUGGUGACAGGCAGAUUUUUUGUUAUAAUCUUACUUGUUGUCACCAUUGCCUGGGUCCCUGUUACGGAAACAGCACACAGUGAAGAACUCUUUGAGUACAUGCAAGCAGUUAUGAGUUACCUGACACCACCCAUUGCUGCCAUCUUCCUGCUCGCCGUCUUUUCCAAGAGAGUCACUGAGCAGGGUGCCUUCUGGGGGCUGACUGGGGGACUUCUGCUUGGCUUCUUUCGAAUGAUAUUGGAGUUUAUCUACGGAACCUGGAGCUGCCCAGCAAACAACAAGUGCCCUCUGAUCAUCUGCAGCCUGCACUACCUCUAUUUUGCCAUAAGCCUGUUCGCAGUCAGCCUUCUCGCCAUGCUGGCGAUCUCCUCAUUCACAGACCCGACUCCAGAUAAACGCCUCCACCGGCUUUGUUGGAGUUUACGAAACAGCCAAGAGAAAAGGGUCGAUCUGGAUGCAGAGACACAAAGGAAGAGACCCGCACCCCAAGCACAGCCAGAGGUAUUCAAGGAGGCGCAGAGCUGCCUCUGGAAGGCCUGGGAUGUGUUCUGUGGCCUGGAGCCGCAGCCUGGCCCCAAACUGGCCCCCAAAGAGGCAGCCGUGCAGAAGAUGGAACGUGGCACCACAUCUGGAGGCACAAAACACAGUGUCACAUCUGAAGGGACAGAACACAGUGCCACAUCUGAAGGGACAGAACACAGUGCCACAUCUGAAGGGACAGAACACAGUGCCAAGUGGGAAGGGACAAAGUGUUGUGACACGUCACAGACGCCCUUCUGGAGAAAAGUUGCCAAUAUCAGCGCAUUCUUCUUGAUAGUGAUCGUAAUCCUCUGCCACAUUUACUACUCCUAA